Molecule: messenger RNA, 1163 nt
Organism: Macadamia integrifolia
Lineage: Eukaryota; Viridiplantae; Streptophyta; Magnoliopsida; Proteales; Proteaceae
Product: DNA oxidative demethylase ALKBH2
Exons: 4
Coding region: 33-833 (266 amino acids)
Biological process (GO): DNA repair
Source: RefSeq, a predicted model, not a curated record
UUUGCUCCAUUUGAAAUGGUAAUGAUAAAUGAAUGGGGUCACCCACUCAAAUUUCGCGGGCUUUUUUAAUUAUUCAUUCUCCUCUUGCGCCAAUUUCUUCUAUGAGUUUCAAGUUGCAAGCAAGGGCUGAAACCAUGAACCCUAACCCUAGCGAGAAGGAAAAGAAACGGACGACCGAUUUGGGUAACGGGAGCGAAAUCAUUUACUUUCCUCGUUUUCUUCCGUUUGAUGAUUCCUGGAAAUGGUUUCAUUACUUAGAUAAAGAAAUUCCGUGGACGAGGCCUUCGAUUCACGUCUUCGGUAGAUCUUGCAUCCAGCCCAGGGAUACUUGUUAUGUUGCGAGUGAGGGGCUGCCAGAUCUCCGUUAUAGUGGGUAUCAGCCACAUGCUUAUCCUUGGGAUGAUUACCCUCCACUAAAGGACCUCUUGGCUGCAGUUCAUGAAGCACUUCCAGGGAGUAGUUUUAAUAGCUUGCUUCUGAACAGAUACAAGACUGGGUCUGACUAUGUGGCUUGGCACUCUGAUGAUGAGAAAUUGUAUGGGCCAACCCCUGAGAUUGCAUCAUUGUCUUUUGGUUGUGACCGUGAGUUUUUACUGAGGAAGAAACCUAGCAAAUCACCCAAAGUUCAAGCACCAAGUGCUAGUUGCAUGGAAGAACCAGCAAAUAAGCGAUUAAAAAAGAAUAAUCAAGUUGAUCAGCAUUCACUUGCACUUAAGCAUGGAUCAUUGUUGGUUAUGAGAGGCUAUACCCAACGAGAUUGGGUUCACUCGGUGCCUAAGCGUGCAAAAAUAGAGGCAGUUCGGAUCAACCUCACUUUCAGGCAUGUACUUUGAUCUGAUGCAUACAGCUAUCUAUUGGGAGAUGCAAGAAACAGCCAUAUCUUGCUGAUCCAUAGGCCAGGCUUCUGCCUGAAGCAACAGCUAGCAGGUGGAGUCACCAAAAUCCUGCUGUGCAGUCAAUCUCCUUUCCCCCAACAAAAGUUGUAAUGGUCAUGGCCGUCGGUUUUUGGAUGUUUGACUGUAUUACCCACCUUUGUUUGUUGUAGAUCAAAGCUAUGAAAAUAUGUAUAGAAAAAAGAACUGUAAGAUUUGGCCAUGGAAUUUUGGUGUCACUAUGUUUCAUUACAAAUUGCACUCAAGGAAGAUCAUUUGAUGUUUUGCAGA